AUGUCUCUAAGAACAAGCGAAUUGGACGACCUAAACUGCGAGACCUUUUACACAGAGAAGCGGCACAAAACUGCCGGUAACCCCAAGAGUAAUGAGCCGGCAGUCCAAGAUUGGAAAAUGCGCGACCGGCUCAAGACAAUCUCUGGGGCUCUCGUCUUAUGUCUUAACAUAGGCGUAGACCCACCGGACGUUGUAAAGCCCAGCCCCUGCGCGAAACUCGAGUGUUGGGUGGAUCCCUUCACUUUGCCGCCAACAAAAGCACUCGAUGCGAUCGGGAAGAAUCUUCAGUCACAAUACGAGCAGUUAAGCAUGCGAACCAGAUAUAAGCAAUAUCUAGAUCCUGCCGUAAACGAAGUACGGGAUUUCUGCUUAAAGAUAAGGAAGACUGCAAAAGAAGAAAGAGUACUAUUCCACUAUAACGGUCAUGGAGUACCUAAACCAACGACAAGUGGAGAAAUUUGGGUGUUUAAUAAGAAUUUUACGCAAUAUAUUCCCGUUUCUCUAGGAGACUUACAAUCGUGGCUGGGAUCGCCUUGUAUAUAUGUAUAUGAUUGCUCUGCGGCAGGGAAUAUCUUGAAUAACUUUAACAAAUUUGCUGAGCAGAAAUAUCGUGAAUCACGGGGAACCUCAGGUCCAAGUACUGUACCACCCUCACUUAUGAACAUUCAGCUGGCUGCCUGCGGACCCAACGAAUCAUUGCCACUACAUCCAGAAUUACCAGCUGAUCUGUUCACAUCAUGUUUAACCUCACCUAUCGAAACCGCGUUACGAUAUUUUGUACUGCAACGAGCUCUUCCUUCCCCAGUCACCGUGGAAAUGGUCAUGAAGCUGCCAGGAAAACUACAAGAUCGUAAGACUCCUCUGGGUGAACUAAAUUGGAUAUUCACGGCGAUCACAGACACUAUUGCAUGGAAUGUGCUUCGAGGCGAUCUCUUCAAGCAGCUCUUUAGGCAGGAUCUUAUGGUUGCCGCAUUAUUUAGGAACUUUUUACUCGCCGAACGAAUAAUGCGACAUUACCAGUGUAAUCCAAUGUCUUAUCCAGAACUGCCUCCUACUCACGAUCAUUCUAUGUGGGAUGCGUGGGACUUGGCUGUGGAUGUAUGUUUGCGACAGUUACCAGUAUUGUUAUCGGGAGAGUGUGAGUACCAGCACUCUACCUUUUUUGACGAACAGUUGACUGCGUUUGGCGUAUGGUUGGAAAGAGGCUCUAUUUAUCAGAAACCCCCUCAGCAGUUGCCUAUUGUAUUGCAGGUUUUGUUGAGCCAAGUGCAUAGAUCACGUGCAUUAGGAUUAUUGAGCAAAUUCUUGGAUCUUGGUCCAUGGGCUGUGAAUCUCGCAUUAUCUAUUGGCAUAUUUCCAUAUGUACUCAAGUUGCUCCAAAGUCCAGCAGCAGAUUUGAAACCUCCUUUGGUGUUUAUCUGGGCACGUAUAUUAGCUGUUGAUGGGUCGUGUCAACAGGAUCUUCUGAGAGAUAAUGGCUAUAAAUACUUUAUUAAUAUACUUUCUCCAAGUAGUAUAUUAAACAUACCUAAUGAGGCUGAGCACCGAGCAAUGUGUGCUUUUAUUUUGGCAAUGUUCUGUACUAAUUUCAGUCAGGGUCAGAUGGCUUGCAAAUCUGAAAACGUUUUGAAUACUUGUUUAGCUCGAUACGCAGAUGAAGAUCCAUUAUUGCGCCAAUGGGUUUGUUUAUGUAUUGGUCAAUAUUGGAAGGGAUAUCGGGACGCCAAAAGCGAAGGGAUUGAAAAUCAGGCUCAUCAAAAAUUAUUCGAGUUGCUUACUGAUCCAGUACCUGAAGUCAGAGCAGCCGCAUUGUAUGCGUUGGGUACAUUUAUUGGAAAUUUAGAUCACACUGAGCAGAUAUUAAAUAUUCACCAGAACAUUGCUAUUACUACCUUAACUGCGAAUAAUGAUGGUUCGCCCAUGGUACGAAAAGAACUUGUAAUUACACUCUCGCGUAUUGUAUCGACUUAUAUCGACGAUUUUAUAAGAGUUGCGGUUGAUUUUGUGGAAAGCAUUAGGAAACGCGCAAAGAUGACGGGUAUUGGUGGAAUGCGAGCAAGUGUGCGUGAUAAUAGAUCUGGUUCAGUCGAUAUGAUUGUGUGGCAGUCACUAUUGAAUUUAUCAAGAGAUCCGGAUCCAGAAGUAGCUCAGCUAGCAGCAAGUGUCGUUGAUUUUGUUCACGAAUUGGCCUUUAAGCACAACGAUCCGGGACUUGUGUUAACAGUGAAACAACUGCUAGAAGCAAGGAGUGCGUCUGAGAAUGAAAGUCUACGUGAUUAUCUGAAUAAGGCAAUACCCGGACUAACUGUGACUGUGGAUUUACCAUUAAAUUCACAAUUCUUUGAGUACAGCUGUGAGUACUUCAGAGAACCUCAGAUGAGACCUGCAGAGGCUGAUUUAGCAGGAAGUGUUUCCUAUAUGGAACGAACAUGGCGUCAUCAGCGAAAUUUGAGAAUAAUGAAUGAAUCUUUACCAAUGAAACAAAUGGCUGGUUCGAGUAAAUGGAACAAACAAGUCGCCUUAUUCCAUCACGAGUCUGUGCCCAUGAAAUUAUUAUUUCAUAAUUACGAACCGCAUUUAAUUGCUGCUAAUGAUAAAGACUCAAUCAGCGUAUGGGAUUGGCAGAACCACAUUCGAGUAAAUACAUUUUCCAACUGUAACCCGCGUCAUAGUAGCAUAUCAGCGCUCAAGUUUAUUAACGAGCAUGAUGUUUCAAUGUUACUGGUCGGCUCAAAUGAUGGUACCGUUCGAAUCUGGAGGGACUACACAAGCAUACAGAGAACAACCGAACUGGUCACAUCGUGGAGAGCAAUACCAGACUUGCUUUCCAGCAACCAACGAAUAGGCAUAGUUGCCGAAUGGCAACAACGGGAUGGAUGUCUACUGGUUGGUGGUGACGUUCGAGUCAUACGUGUGUGGGAUGCUCCUCGUGAACUCAACGUAGUUGACAUUCCUACUCGGACUGGUAGUGCAGUUACCAGUCUGACCAGUGAUGGAGGAAAUCUUUUUGUCGCCGGCUUUGCAGACGGUGCAAUAAGAUUGUAUGACCGCCGAGUGAGUCCAAACGAUGCCAUGACACUGGUUAACAAAGAGCAUAAGAAUUCUAUAGUGAACGUUGUCUGGCAGAAAGGUUCUGCGCAAGAGCUAGUAUCUGGAAGUAAGUCUGGUGAGAUAAAAGUAUGGGAUAUUCGAACGAAUUGGUCCAAAGUCUCGAUUCCGGAUAAUAAUCUGGCGCAAAUGGCAGCAAUGGACGUUCAUCAACAUACUAAUGUCAUUGCGAGUGCGUAUUCCAACCAGACAAUCAAGCUAUACAAUACCGGUGGUCUUCAUCUGUCAACGACAAAAUAUAACACAGGCUUCCUAGGUUGGGGUGCUCAAGUUACAUGUUUGGCAUUAGCUGGACAUCAGACUUACUUUGCAGCAGGAGCUACUGAUUCAUAUGUUUCGUUAUAUGGGGUGAGCGGCAGCGGGCGCAAUAGACUUGUAACGAAUUAG
Paraglomus occultum is the source of this 3495-nucleotide messenger RNA. Lineage: Eukaryota; Fungi; Glomeromycota; Glomeromycetes; Paraglomerales; Paraglomeraceae. The record is from the annotation of a GenBank genome assembly.